AAAAAAAAUUGUAAACAAACAUGAGUGUUUUGUUUGAAGAUGAUAGAGGAUAUUUUAUUUGUUGCAAAACUUACCUUAAUCAGAUUUAUGAAUCAUGCAUAGAUGAAAAUUCAGUAAAGAAAAAACUGAAGAUUCGAGAUGUAUAUUUUCAAAUAAAAACUCCGUAUCUUAUGAAUAGUGCAGCAAAACAGAAAUCUCUAUGUCUGCAGACAGAAGUAUCAUUGAAAACAGCUAAGAAGAAAUUUAAAGGAAAAAAAGAAGUAUGCAGUUUUUCAAAGAUUGAUUCUAUAAUUAAAGAAGUUACAAAUAGUCUAAUAGAAACUGCAUAUAAGUUACAUUUGUUGGACUGUUCUGAAAUAGAUGCUAGUGACUGGUUUGAGAACAACAGCAGAUCUCGUGAAGCAUCAAAAGAAAUACCUGAAAUGUGUUUCCAAGGAGACUUUAUUUAUCAUAAUUCAUGUAACAUUCCUGUUAUGAAAGUUUUGAGAAACAAUAAAUAUAUCCUUCCACCUAACUCAACUUUUCAUCUGUGUGAUAUCAGCAAUAUCUCCUGUCUCAAAGGAACACAGUAUGACCUUGUUGUGCUAGACCCACCUUGGGAAAAUAAAUCUGUUAAAAGAAAGAAAGGGUACCCUAUGUUAACCUGUGAGUCACUGCGAGAUUUACCUAUCGAAGAAUUUUUAAAUCCUGGGUGUCUUAUCAUAGUUUGGGUUACAAAUAAUGAGAAGCAAAUUAAUUUUGUUAAAGAUGAGUUAUUUGUACAGUGGAAAGUGGCAUCCUCUGCUAUUUGGCACUGGUCUAAAGUAACACAAAAAGGACAUUUUAUACAUCCCAUUAAUUCACAUCACAAAAAGCCAUAUGAAAAUAUACUGUUAGGAAGGGUAGCUUUUGAUGAAAGAAGCUGCAAUGCAUAUUCUUUUCCUGCCUUAAAGUCAAACAAAGUCAUUGUGAGUGUCCCUAGUAGCAUUCAUUCCCAUAAGCCUCCCUUAAUGGAAAUAUUAAAACCAUAUAUUCCUAAACAAUCAAAGUGUCUGGAAUUGUUUGCUCGUUAUUUACUGCCUGGAUGGACUAGUGUAGGAAAUGAGGUUUUGAAGCUUCAGCACAUAAAACUAUUUGAAGAACUAGAUUGAAAUUUGACUGUUUUAUUUAUAUCAGAGUGGUUUCGAAUAUCUUUGCAUACAUUUUUCUGGAAAUAUAAAUUAAUCAUAAAUUUAAAAUGCUAUAAAUUGGUUCAGAGUAGUUUUUUCCAGCUCAUGUUGUAUUAUUGAAAAUUAUUUUCGAAUAAUUAGUGUUUUGUAUGUAUUUUAAACUAUAUUAAAAAUGUAUUUUG
Stegodyphus dumicola is the source of this 1330-nucleotide messenger RNA. RefSeq names its product Methyltransferase like 4 (gene Mettl4). Gene Ontology annotation, biological process: methylation. Gene Ontology annotation, cellular component: nucleus. NCBI's taxonomy places the organism in Eukaryota, Metazoa, Arthropoda, Arachnida, Araneae, Eresidae. The record is from RefSeq and is a predicted model, not a curated record. Gene Ontology annotation, molecular function: nucleic acid binding; methyltransferase activity.